GGGGGGCGGGGGUGUUGGUUGUUUUAGUUGUUGGUCGUGGGCAACCUCAAGGUCGGACUUGCGUUUGAGAUGCGUCGGGGACGUACCCUGCAUUUCACGUGUGUUGAGCGCCUGCUACGUGCCGGGAGUUGGGUGGUGCAAACGGUUAAGUCCCGGCCGGUAACCUAAAGUUUGCAGUUCGAAUCUACCCGAAGGCACCUGGAAGGAAGGCCCUGGUAAUCUACUUCGGAAAGAUCGUCCACCACUGCCAUCUCGUGGCUUCCCGCUCGGUGGUAUCCUUAACAGGAUUUCCGACGCUGUAAAUCUUUUUUUUUUUUUAAAUACCAGAACACCAUGGACAUUUGUUUCAGAUAUGCCAGCAAUGUUAAAAAUUGAAACGUGGAAUUCUUGAAUGUCCAGUGAGACAGACAGCAGUGAUGGAAUUAUUUUGUACAGAAAUCUUGUGAGACUACUUCCUAAGGAAAGCCAUGAUUGUACAAAGAGUGGUGUUGAAUUCCCGACCUGGAAAAAACGGUAAUCCGGUGGCAGAGAAUUUCCGCGUGGAAGAAGUCAAGUUAUCAGAUCCUAUCACUGAAGGCCAAGUACAAGUGAAAACUCUCUAUCUCUCUGUGGACCCUUACAUGCGUUGCAGAAUGAAUGAAGACACUGGCAGUGAUUACCUAACGCCCUGGCAGCUGUCUCAAGUGGUUGAUGGUGGAGGCAUUGGAAUUAUAGAAGAAAGCAAACACACAAAACUUACUAAAGGUGAUUUUGUGACUUCAUUCUAUUGGCCCUGGCAAACCAAGGCUAUUCUGGAUGGAAAUCUCCUUGAAAAGGUAGACCCAAAACUUGUGGAUGGGCACCUUUCCUACUUCCUUGGAGGGAUCGGAAUGCCCGGUUUGACUUCCUUGAUCGGGAUACAAGAAAAAGGCCACGUAACUGCUGGGUCCAAGCAGACAAUGGUUGUCAGUGGGGCUGCCGGCGCUUGUGGGUCUAUGGCAGGGCAGAUUGGCCAUUUGCUGGGCUGUUCCCGAGUGGUGGGAAUUUGCGGGACACCUGAGAAGUGCCUCUUUUUGACCUCAGAACUGGGCUUUGAUGGAGCAAUUAAUUAUAAAAAGGGGAGCGUGGCAGAACAACUACGGGAGCUGUGUCCAGCUGGAGUGGAUGUCUACUUUGACAACGUUGGGGGCGACAUCACUGACACAGUGAUACGUCAGAUGAAUCAGAACAGCCACAUCAUCCUGUGUGGUCAAAUUUCCCAGUACAACAAGGAUGUGCCUUAUCCUCCCCCACUGGCCCCUGAUGUAGAAGCCAUCCGGAAAGAAAACAACAUCACAAGGGAAAGAUUUAUGGUGUUAAACUACAAGGACAGGUUUGAGCCUGGCAUUCUGCAGCUGAGCCAAUGGUUUAAAGAAGGCAAAAUAAAGAUCAAAGAAACUAUACUCCAUGGAUUGGAAAACAUGGGAGCUGCAUUCCAGGCUUUGAUGACAGGAGGUAACAUUGGAAAGCAGAUAGUUUGCAUUUCAGAAGAAUUCACUUUGUAGCCUCUGGAAGAGCAAUCAUCCAGGAAGUCACACUGAUUUCUCCCCAUUUUGUACAGUUACCAAACAAACACACCCCAUUUUAAAUUUAGUGUGGAUAAUUCUGAAUUUAAAUAGUAGCACGGUUAUAGGUACAUAGGUUGAAAUCAAUGUGUUUAGUUUUUUUUUUUCUCUGCUAAAACUACUAUUUCAAAAUUUUUAUUAGAUAUCCUAAAGCCACUACAAGUUUGAUGCAACUUUUUAUGAAUGUUAUAAAAUGGGACAUAAAUUAUAUUUUAAUUUGGAAUAAUAGAAUGCUUAAGAUAGAACUUUUUAGUUCAGAUCUUUUUCUAUAAUGCUAAUAUUAAAAUUGAACAUUUUUGUAGCAGUAAGUGACAAGCUUAUUUGAAUAGCCUUACCCCUCCUGGGGAAGCCAAUCUUGGCAGAAUUUCAAAAUAGCCAAACAAGCUCAUCCUUUCUGAGACUUGUCUGUAUCUUCCAGCUGUUGAAUCACAUAAUUUGUACUUCCCCAUUAAAUGGGAUUUACCCUCUGAUUCGUAAACAUA
Messenger RNA from Echinops telfairi (small Madagascar hedgehog), 2065 nucleotides. It is a transcript of the gene PTGR2, whose product is annotated as prostaglandin reductase 2. The transcript has 10 exons. Gene Ontology annotation, biological process: prostaglandin metabolic process. The coding region runs from base 468 to 1523 and encodes 351 amino acids. Gene Ontology annotation, molecular function: 15-oxoprostaglandin 13-reductase [NAD(P)+] activity. NCBI's taxonomy places the organism in Eukaryota, Metazoa, Chordata, Mammalia, Afrosoricida, Tenrecidae. The record is from RefSeq and is a predicted model, not a curated record.